GUGUGUUCACACGCCCCUGUUUCACAGACACUCCCUCCAGUUAAAUCGCGGAUUCGGUAAAGAAAGACUACAACACAUCGCUUUUUCUCGUGCACUGACAGCUUUCUGCAUCUGCCACAAUCUCUCACUAUGGUGUCCCAUAAGGAGUUUGAGACUGCAGGGAAAGCUCCUGGUCUGCAGAUAUGGCGCAUUGAGAACAUGGACCUGAAGCCAGUGCCUAAGAAUCUCUAUGGCAACUUCUAUAAGGGUGACGCCUACCUUCUACUGUACACCACCACUGCACCCUCGUAUUAUAUACACAUGUGGAUGGGGAAUGAGUGUUCUCAAGAUGAAAGUGGAGCUGCAGCUAUCUUCUCCACACAGCUGGAUGACUUUCUCGGGGGUGGUCCGGUUCAGUUCCGUGAGGUCCAAAACAAUGAGUCGCUCACCUUCCUGGGCUACUUCAAGUCUGGCAUCAAGUAUAAGCAAGGUGGGGUUGCGUCAGGCUUCCAUCACGUGUUGACUAAUGACGUGGAUGUGAAGCGACUGCUGCACAUCAAGGGCAGGAGGGCCAUCAGAGCCACUGAGGUGGAGAUGUCCUGGAGCAGCUUCAACAAGGGAGACUGCUUUAUCGUAGACUUGGGGAAGGACAUUUAUCAGUGGUGUGGCAGUGACUGCAAUCGUUUUGAACGUCUAAAGGCCUCCCAGUUGGCCAUUGAUAUCCGGGACAAUGAGAGGAACGGCAGGGCCAAGCUGAUCAUGGUGGAGGAUGGGACUGAACCAGACGCUCUGACUAAAGACAUUUAUCAGUGGUGUGGCAGUGACUGCAAUCGUUUUGAACGUCUAAAGGCCUCCCAGUUGGCCAUUGAUAUCCGGGACAAUGAGAGGAACGGCAGGGCCAAGCUGAUCAUGGUGGAGGAUGGGACUGAACCAGACGCUCUGACUAAAAUUUGGCGUGUGGAGGGAGGGGAGCGUGUCCCAGUGGAUCCCUCUACUUACGGGCGGUUCUUUGGGGGAGACUGUUACCUGAUCCUCUACAGUUAUAAACAGGGAAGUAGGGAGCAGCAUAUCAUCUACACCUGGCAGGGCCUGAAGAGCACUCAGGAUGAGCUGGCAGCUUCUGCUUUUCUUACAGUCCAGCUGGAUGACUCCAUGGGAGGAGCUCCAGUUCAGGUGCGAGUGACACAGGGUCAAGAACCUCCCCAUCUGAUGAGUCUGUUCAAGGGCAAACCUAUGAUCAUCCAUACUGGAGGCACGUCCCGCAAGGACGGCCAGACCAAGACAGGCAGCACGCGCCUCUUCCACAUCCGACAGAGCUCCUCUAGAGCCACACGCGCUGUCGAGGUUGAACCAUCUGCAUCCAACUUAAACACCAAUGACGUAUUUGUGCUGAAGUCGUCAGAUUGUGUGUUUGUGUGGAAAGGCGCAGGUGCCAGCGAUGAAGAAAGGGUCGCUGCGAAGUAUGUUGUAAGUGUGCUGGGAGGACAAUCCACUGAUUUGGCCGAGGGUAAAGAACCAGCUGGAUUCUGGUCGGCUCUGGGCGGGAAGAAGGGGUACCAGACAUCUUCAACUCUACGAAAUAUGGUCAAACCACCACGUCUGUUCGGCUGCUCCAAUAAGACAGGCCGGCUAAUGGUUGAGGAAGUUCCUGGAGACUUCACUCAGUCAGACUUGGCUACCGAUGAUGUCAUGUUGCUUGACACCUGGGAUCAGAUCUUCCUUUGGAUUGGUAAAGAAGCCAAUGAGGUUGAAAAAACUGAGUCACCAAAAAUAGCUAAGGACUAUGUGGACUCUGAUCCUUCUGGACGUCGUGGACUGCCCAUCACAACCAUAAAGCAGGGGGCUGAGCCCCCAACCUUCACAGGCUGGUUCCAGGCUUGGGACCCACAUAUGUGGGACACUGACCCUCUGGAAAAAAUCCGAGCUCGCUUUUAAACCCAAAACUGUUCCCUCUUCUUUGUAUAAGCACUUCUUGUUCCUGUGCAUAAAUUGCAACUUUCCAAGGUUUUACACAAUCUAAAGAUUGGUGAAAUGCCCAUCUCGCUUAAAAGUCCACUCUGUAUUUUUUAAUUUUUUUGGUUAACAUUAUGUUGACCAUUAUGCGAUUGGUCUUGGACUGUAACUAGUUUGUAGUUACAGAUGCCAUUGUAGAAAUAAUUAAUUUAUUCAGUAAGCAAAAGAGUCAAAUUAUAGGUGAAUUACUGAAAUUAAAAGCCAAAGUAGUAUUUGGCUGGUCAUGAGAUCUUACACGUCUGCCCUCAUGAGGCAACCCCACUCCAUGUAAAAUAAAAUGGCUUAUUUAGUACUACUGCUUUUUUUUAAUCUCAUGUUCAUUUUAACCGUAACCAAAAGUACUGUUUUAAUGAGGAAAAUUACCAUCGUUAAAACUGACAGAUUUCAGAUUACAGAUCCAUAGUUUUAUUGAACCUAGUUCAGUCAAAUGGAUUUUGGGAGUGUUUAGCUGUGUUCAAGCAGAACCAGCUGUCAUAAUAGAAGAAAUCUACCAAAAUCAUUAGCAAUCAUAAUAGUAUGAGGUAUGAUGCAUAAGGUAUGUUACCCUGUUAACCUUGUUAUUUUGUCAAGCAUUUUGGCUAUUUAUUUCUGCCAUUAUGGCUUCCAAACUUGUUACCAUUAUAAAAUAUGUGGCAAACUUCAUGACUAUUGCUUUUACACACAAGCCAUUGUUAUAUGUUCAGCUUGUACAAUGAUGUUAUCAUGUUGGACUUUAAUAAAUUGAGAUUUUGAGAAAGUGAAA
Molecule: messenger RNA, 2734 nt
Organism: Sinocyclocheilus rhinocerous
Lineage: Eukaryota; Metazoa; Chordata; Actinopteri; Cypriniformes; Cyprinidae
Product: gelsolin-like
Exons: 14
Coding region: 130-1914 (594 amino acids)
Biological process (GO): cell projection assembly; central nervous system development; actin polymerization or depolymerization
Cellular component (GO): cytoplasm; actin cytoskeleton
Molecular function (GO): actin filament binding; phosphatidylinositol-4,5-bisphosphate binding
Source: RefSeq, a predicted model, not a curated record